Iphiclides podalirius (scarce swallowtail) is the source of this 252-nucleotide messenger RNA. The record is from the annotation of a GenBank genome assembly. NCBI's taxonomy places the organism in Eukaryota, Metazoa, Arthropoda, Insecta, Lepidoptera, Papilionidae.
AUGACGCAGACGACGAACGUUACGAAACGUCAAACGAAGGCACAGUACACAAUGGCCGCCCGUAAAUUCAUUCUCUUGAUAGACGAGCGCAUCAGCCGCUGUUGCAAGCCCGCCCACACCAAUCGCCCACUGCAGCCACGUUUCAGUUGCACAAGAGCAAAGCGCGAAGCUGAGCAUCCUUGUAGUGGAUAUUUCGGGCUCGCACCUGAACCCUCGCAUCCUGUUACAGAAUUAGACGGCAGGUCGACGUCU